Tarenaya hassleriana is the source of this 1037-nucleotide messenger RNA. Its product is annotated as dehydration-responsive element-binding protein 1D. Bases 116 to 820 code for a protein of 234 amino acids. The transcript is spliced from 2 exons. The record is from RefSeq and is a predicted model, not a curated record. NCBI's taxonomy places the organism in Eukaryota, Viridiplantae, Streptophyta, Magnoliopsida, Brassicales, Cleomaceae. Gene Ontology annotation, biological process: regulation of DNA-templated transcription. Gene Ontology annotation, molecular function: DNA binding; DNA-binding transcription factor activity.
AAUCUUUUGAUCUUUUUUCCUUAUCCAGUUUUCAUAAGAUUCUGCAGAUAUAUAUAUAUGUUCUGUCUUUGAUCGAUAAAGACAUUAUCCAUUUUUCAGGGGAAAAAACCCAGAAAUGGAGCAGUCUGUUCAUAUGAAUCCGUUUUCUUCGUCUUCUGACCCGUUUCUCUCCGGGUCGGGUCACGGGUCUCCGGUUUCCGACACUGGGUCGUCAUCCUGUCCGAUGCUCGCGGCGAGCUGUCCGAAGAAACGAGCUGGUCGGAAGAAGUUUCGGGAGACUCGGCAUCCCAUCUACAGAGGAGUUCGCCGGAGAGAUUCCGACAAGUGGGUCUGCGAGGUGAGGGAGCCCAACAAGAAGUCGAGGAUUUGGCUCGGGACUUUUCCGACGGCUGAGAUGGCGGCGCGUGCACACGACGUCGCCGCCAUCGCCCUCCGCGGCCGCCACGGGGCCUGCCUUAACUUCGCCGACUCGGCCUGGCGGCUCAGGAUCCCGGAGACGACCUCCGCCAAGGAUAUCCAGAAGGCAGCGGCCGAAGCCGCGGAGGCGUGCCACUCUGACACGGCGGCGGCGGUCGACCCCGCCGAGGGGCACCGCUCUGAUACUGCGGCUGCGGCGCCGGAUGAUCGCCGGGAAAUUCUACCGGAGACAACGACAGACUGUUCGGGCGAGGUUUAUGUUGACGAAGAGACGGUGUUUGGGAUGCCGAGGUUUCUGGCGAACAUGGCGGAGGGGAUGCUCUUGCCGCCGCCGGAAGUGACGUGGACUCAUAGUGACGUGGAGGUCGAAGAUGACGUGUCACUCUGGAGUUAUAGCAUCUAAGUAAAUGAUUUGAUUUGUAUUUUCUUUUUCUAGUAUUACUUUGUUAGAAAUGAUUUUGGACCGAGGGAAGGGUCUUGCCGCUUUUGAAACUGCUCCGUACCUUAAAUGUCGGUAGUACGGACAGUAAAUGAAAACACAACAGUCAAAAGAAAGAGUGAGAUCAUAUAUGUAUCUACUUUGUGUGUUCUAAAGUUUUAAUUGAAGAUAUUCAUUUUUU